Messenger RNA from Coffea eugenioides, 2331 nucleotides. RefSeq lists its product as uncharacterized. The transcript is spliced from 5 exons. NCBI's taxonomy places the organism in Eukaryota, Viridiplantae, Streptophyta, Magnoliopsida, Gentianales, Rubiaceae. The record is from RefSeq and is a predicted model, not a curated record. Bases 433 to 2049 code for a protein of 538 amino acids. Gene Ontology annotation, molecular function: kinase activity.
CUUAGGAGGAGGAAGAAGGGUUAGGACCCAGCUUGUGUAUAUCGCUUUUGAAGAUUAGAGUUAGAUACACCAAUAUCAUCCUAUCUAUAGUCUCUAGAGAGAGAGAGAGAGGAUACACGUAAUUGACCACCACCAUCCUCCUCCGUCGUUGUUGUAUACUUUGAGAGAGAGAGAGAGAAGGGGAAGCUAGGUAAUUUUGGAGUGUUGGGGGGAGGAGGAGCUCCUUGGCUUGGCUCCGACGUGGUGGUCGUUCUCCCUCCCUCACUCCAUCCUCUCUCUGUCUGUCUUUCUAUAGUAUAGUAGUCAAAUAUCGGAAUCUCAGGAUCAAUCCUUCUCGAAACCUCCACCACUAGCCAGAAGCAAAGCAAUCUAUGUACUAGCAACUAAAUAGUGGUAGUGAAUAACUAUACAUUUUUUCUAGUGGAAAAAGAUAUGUCGUCGGUUUGUAUCGUCCAACACCAACACCCCUUAUCUAUCAUGAAUUUCAUGGCUGGGUCUCCUCCUCCACCAAUUCCCCACUUGUCCAGGAUCAAAUCCUCCACCAAUCCCCCUCUCUUUCCUCACCCCCUUCAUUCUACCAUCUCCACCUCUCCACUCACUCCUGCUCCUACUUUUUCUUUUCCCUUUUCCAGCUCUUCCUCCGCAUCUUCUCUAUUUUUCCCUUUCCCCGGCACCCCUACCUCUCCUCCUAUUAUUACUCCUCUUCCUUCUUCUUCUAUGUCUACCUCCUUUUCAACUUCUUAUUACUCUGACAAUAAUGGCUUUGCCUACCACCACCCUACUCCCACCACCACCAGGCUCUCCUCCUCCUCCUCCGACGAUGGAAGUUCCGAUGAUUUUAGUCAUACAACCACCCAUUCCCAAACUGAUUCCGACUCUGAAGAUGAUGAUGAUGACGAUGACGACGACUCCCACGUUCCAAUUCCUCAAUGCCACCGCCGCCGCAGCUGCCACCACAAUCUUCAUGAUUUCUCUCCUCAUUCUCCUUCUUCUUUGCCCGACAGAUGGGACGUCUUGGGUCUCGGCCAGGCCAUGGUUGAUUUUUCUGGCAUGGUUGAUGAUGAAUUCCUCGAGAGACUUGGACUGGAAAAGGGUACAAGGAAAGUUGUAAAUCAUGAGGAAAGGGGUAGAGUUUUACAGGCUAUGGAUGGAUGCAGCUACAAGGCUGCAGCUGGUGGCUCUCUUUCCAAUAGUCUGGUCGCCUUGGCCAGGCUUGGUGGUCUACCUGUUGGAGGCCCUUCCCUAAAUGUAGCUAUGGCAGGCAGUGUUGGAAGUGAUCCGCUUGGUGGGUUUUACAGGUCAAAAUUGAAACGAGCAAAUGUGAGUUUCCUGUCGGCACCUGUUAAUGAGGGAACUACUGGAACAGUUGUUGUUCUCACAACACCAGAUGCCCAGCGUACAAUGCUUGCUUAUCAGGGUACAUCUUCCACCAUUAGUUAUGAUUCCUCCUUGGCUAGCUCAAUUUGCAAAACAGAUGUGCUCAUUGUUGAAGGAUAUCUAUUUGAAUUUCCUGAUACAAUCAAAACCAUAUCAAAAGCAUGUGAGGUUGCCCGCAGCUUUGGUGCUUUAGUCGCUGUCACAGCAUCAGAUAUUUCUUGCAUUGAGAGACACUAUGAUGAUUUUUGGGACAUCAUGGCUAACUAUGCUGACAUCGUUUUUGCGAAUAGCGAUGAAGCCAGAGCUUUCUGUCACUUUUCCUCGAAGGAAAGCCCCGUUUCGGCUACAAGGUACCUAAGCCACUUUGUGCCUCUAGUAUCGGUGACGGAUGGACCAAGAGGAUCUUAUAUUGGGGUGAAAGGGGAAGCAGUGUAUAUUCCUGCUCCUCCUUGCAUGCCGCCGGUGGAUACUUGUGGUGCGGGGGAUGCUUAUGCUUCAGGUAUAUUGUAUGGUAUACUGCGGGGAGUUUCGGAUUUGAAAGGUAUGGGUGGCUUUGCCGCUAAGGUGGCAUCUGUAGUUGUUGGGCAACAAGGAACUCGGCUUAGGGUGCAAGAUGCUGUGAAACUGGCCAAGUCUUUUGCAUUGUGUCGGGAGAGCUCCUCCGCCAUUUGAUUUAGGUCGUCUGAUGGUCUCAAGUUUGUGAUAUUAUUAAUUACUAGGGCACAUAUUCAUUGUAGUAAUUUGUAAGAAUAGAUUUGAUUAGACAAAAUGGGGGAACAGCACCACCAUGUAUGUGGUUUUCUCAGCUUCUAGCUAUUGUAGAUCCAGUCAAAUUCGUUGCUGUAACUUGUAAUCAGAAUCACAAGUUUAUUAGCUAGCUGAAGUUGAUGCCGAAUACUUGCGUGAGAGAAAAUGAAGCUUGAUUUUGAAGUUGCAAUUGCGUAAAGAUACAAA